AUGGCUACGAUUCUCACUUUGAGUGCGAAUUAUCGCCGGUUCGAAUCCCGGUUCGGCCCGAAUUUUGGGUGGUUUCAGUCGUGCUAUGUUACAGCAGUGAGCUGCGCUUCUUCAAAUGAGAGGCCUUAUUGGUGUUUGAGGAAAGCCAAGAGUCGGAAUACUGAUGGUGGACAGAUAGUCUAUGGCUACGAUUCUCACUUUGAGUGCGAAUUAUCGCCGGUUCGAAUCCCGGUUCGGCCGGAAAUUUGGGUGGUUUCAGUCGUGCUAAAUUACAGCAGUGAGUUGCGCUUCUUUAAAGGAGAGGCUUUAUUGGUGUUUGAGGAAAGCCAAGAGUCGGAAUACUCAUGGCGGCUGGAUGGUCUAUGGGUAUGGUUCUCGCUUCGGGUGCGAGAGGUCGCGGGUUCGAAUCCCGGUUCGGCCCGAAUUUUGGAUGGUUUCAGUCGUGCUAUGUUGCAGCAGUGA
Messenger RNA from Angiostrongylus costaricensis, 462 nucleotides. NCBI's taxonomy places the organism in Eukaryota, Metazoa, Nematoda, Chromadorea, Rhabditida, Metastrongylidae. The record is from the annotation of a GenBank genome assembly.